Molecule: messenger RNA, 5795 nt
Organism: Columba livia (rock pigeon)
Lineage: Eukaryota; Metazoa; Chordata; Aves; Columbiformes; Columbidae
Gene: PKD2L1
Product: polycystin 2 like 1, transient receptor potential cation channel
Exons: 15
Coding region: 176-2734 (852 amino acids)
Biological process (GO): potassium ion transmembrane transport; detection of mechanical stimulus
Cellular component (GO): membrane
Molecular function (GO): calcium channel activity; calcium ion binding; muscle alpha-actinin binding
Source: RefSeq, a predicted model, not a curated record
GAGAGAGAUAGAGAGAGGAUAUGUGCUGUCUGUGGGAAGCUGGUGCUGUGCCCUCUCCUGGCUUGCUGAGCUGGACAGGCUGUUUGGCAUGGACUGAUUUUCUCAUACAACUCCAGCUUGGGCAGGCAAUCUUCACCAUUCUAGUUGAAAAGUACUUCUGCUGGCAGUGAGUGCCAUGAGCUCAGCUCACCUAAACAGCAGAGCUGCAAGCCACUUCAGAGCCUCAGAGGAGCAUGAACUAGAGGCAGUAGGGAAGAAAGCAUGGGACAAUCCUGUUUAUAAUGGCUCUCCCUCCACCUCCUUGAAGAUUCGAGCCAUCUACAACCCCAAGUCCAUGCUGGAGAAUCCCUAUGAAAACUUUGAAGAGGUGAGGGCUCCACAGUACUACCAGGAAGAGCAGAGCAAAGCUAUGGAUGGGAAGACAAGUCCUUUCCUCAAGUGCUGCUUCUACAUCUUCAGGGGCAUCCGAGGUCUGUGGGGCACUACGCUGACUGAGAACACCGCUGAAAACAGAGAGCUUUAUGUCAAGACCACACUGCGAGAGCUGCUAGUCUAUAUUGUGUUUUUGGUGGACAUCUGUUUAUUGACAUAUGGAAUGACAAGUUCCAAUGCCUAUUACUACACCAAAGUGAUGUCUGAGCUCUUCCUGCAGACCUCUACAGAUGGCCGUGUCUCCUUCCAGUCCAUUGGCAGUAUGGCUGACUUCUGGGUGUAUGCACAAGGCCCCCUUCUGGAUAAUCUUUACUGGACAAAGUGGUACAACAAUGAGUCCCUAGCAGCUCAUGGCACCCAGUCAUACAUCUAUUAUGAGAACUUGCUGCUGGGUGUCCCACGCAUACGACAACUGAAGGUGAAGAACAAUUCCUGUGUGGUCCAUGAUGACUUCAAGGAGGAAAUCUCAGGCUGCUAUGAUGUAUAUUCAGAAGACAAGGAGGAAAAGGUCUCCUUUGGACUCAUCAAUGGAACAGCGUGGAGGUACCAUUCUGAGAAGGAGCUGGGUGGCUCAUCUCACUGGGGAAGACUAACCAGUUACAGUGGGGGAGGAUACUACAUAGACCUCAAGCUGACCAGAGAAGAGAGUGCUGAAGCCCUGCAAAUCUUGAAGGAGAAGUUGUGGCUGGAUCGGGGAACACGAGCUGUCUUCAUUGAUUUCUCUGUGUAUAAUGCAAAUAUCAAUCUGUUCUGUGUUCUGAGAUUAGUGGUCGAAUUUCCAGCCACUGGUGGUGCCAUUCCCUCCUGGCAAAUCCGGACAGUCAAGCUUAUACGAUAUGUCAGUGUGUGGGACUUCUUCAUUGUUGCCUGUGAAAUUGUCUUCUGUGUCUUCAUCUUCUACUAUGUGGUGGAAGAGAUUUUGGAGCUACGUAUCCACAAACUUCAGUACUUCACCAGCAUCUGGAACAUCCUGGAUGUGGUCGUCAUUCUGCUCUCCAUCAUUGCUAUUGGGUUUCACAUCUUCCGCACCAUUGAGGUGAACAGGCUGUUGGGAGAGCUGCUGAAACACCCCGAUACCUACGCAGACUUCGAGUUCCUGGCAUUCUGGCAGACACAGUACAACAAUAUGAAUGCAGUCAACUUAUUCUUUGCCUGGAUCAAGAUAUUCAAGUAUAUUAGCUUUAACAAAACCAUGACCCAGCUCUCCUCCACACUGGCACGUUGUGCCAAGGACAUCCUGGGCUUUGCCAUUAUGUUCUUCAUUGUCUUCUUUGCCUAUGCCCAGCUGGGCUACCUUCUUUUUGGGACACAAGUGGAAAACUUCAGUACCUUUGUUAAAUGCAUCUUCACCCAGUUUCGGAUCAUUCUCGGUGACUUUGACUACAAUUCCAUUGACAAUGCCAACAGGGUCCUUGGGCCUAUUUACUUCGUCACCUAUGUGUUCUUUGUUUUCUUUGUGCUCCUGAACAUGUUUCUGGCCAUCAUCAAUGAUACCUAUUCAGAAGUCAAGGAGGAACUUUCAAGCCAGAAGGAUGAGCUGCAGCUCUCUGACAUCUUGAAGCAGAGCUACAACCGGACACUCAUGAGGCUGAAGCUGAAGAAGGAGCGGAUUUCUGAUGUGCAGAAAGCACUGCAGAAUGGAACAAAAGAACUGGACUUUGAAGACUUCAAGAACAGCUUGAAGGAACUGGGCCAUGCAGACUAUGAGAUCACAGCAGCCUUUUCCAGGUUUGACAGAGAUGGCAAUCACAUCCUUGAUGAAGAGGAGCAACAGGAGAUGAAGCAUGACCUAGAGGCAAAAAGGGUUGCUCUGAAUACAGAGAUUGAAAAUUUGGGGAAAUCCUAUGGUGACAACAACCUGGAUGAGAAUCUGAGCUACGUGGAAACAAAGAAUAACCACAUCAAUAAGGCCAGCUGGGUCUCCAAAGAAGAGUUCCAAGUCCUCCUGCAACGUGUGCUGCAGCUGGAACAGUCAAUAAACAGCAUUGGCUCCAAGAUUGAUGCAGUGGUAAAAAAGCUAGACAUGCUGGAAAGAAACAAGCUGAAGAGGAAGGACCUGUUGGGAAAGCCACUGGAUAAUGUUAGCAAGGAGGAAGAACCCAAUCAGGAAGAGCUGCUGCCUCAGAGCCUGGACCAGCUGGGGAAAGAAGAAGCAGAAAGCUGCGGAAUAGAACUUGUACGGGGAAACAACCUGAGUGGCAACUCUUCCCAAAAUGGGGUCUACCCCAUCUUGCCCAGGUCAAGUGUGCCAGCAUCUCAGGUGCCCAAGAACGCCGAGCCACAGUCUGAUGUGCGCUUCUAGUGAACAGCCCAGUGCUCCCUGUCUGCCUCCUACCGUACUCUGUCACUGUCUGUUGUUUUCCCACUGUUAGAAAAAUCUAGAGAGCUGGAUGCAUGUACUACUGUUGCCAGGAACCAGUGAUGUGAAAAAUCAGUGAUGCUCUUUUCCAGUGUUAUGAUGUGUAAUGUCACAAAGCUAUAAUAGAACUUUGGCCCCCAUAUCUCUGGAGUAGGUAGAAAUUUGGCCUCUGAACAGGCUGACACAUAAUCUUUUAUUUAUCCUUUCCCAAAAAGCAGAAACCCCAGAUCUCUGUGAAAACUUACGUCUGGAGUGGCACAUUGUAACUUGUUCCCAACUCCCACAAUUAUCUGCAGCACAAAGAUGAGGUAAUCAUGUAAAAAAAAAAAAAUAGUGAAAGAUGGAAAGGAAAAACUUAAUUAUCUGUGCCUACCUGGUUACCAGCAGUUUUGUUCUGUUGUAGUUUCCAGAAUGCUUUGGUAACCCUCUCUGUGCCUUGGAUUCAGAUGUUGAGAAAAGAGGAUGCUAAGACUUGACUCAUUUUAUGAAAAUGAGAUAAAUGCUAGUUUUUCAAUCGCAUGCAAAAUACUCCUUUUCCAGGCAUUUUUCACCUGUCUGAGACUUCUCUUCCUUGUAGUUUGUGCAGACUACUGCAGCCAUAGGGGACCAUUGUAGAUGUAUUUCAAAUAUCUUAAUUGCUGGUGUUCUUACAAUAGUUAACCUCAAAUAGGCUCUCUAGGCUUAAAGCCAAUGGAAAUGCAAGUUGUUCCAGGCUGCUACUAACAACUCAUAUUAAUACUACACUCACUGUUCAGUGUGCUAUAGAGUGCAGUGAUAGGCUUAGUGGGGAUGUUGUGCAGUGGAAUUUUGUAUUGGCACCUUUUUGAGAUGGUUGUGUCACUCUGUUCUGGGGGAAAGCCUCCCUGGGAAUGUCUGAAGGACCACAGGAUCAGCCCUGUCCACAGAGUCCAGGGCUGCCACAGCUACAAAAUAUCAUUGAUAAACUGAAGCAGAGGGUCAUUCAGCUGUCAGAGUCUAGCAGGAGACCUUCUCAUCCAGCCCACAGGGAGCUUAGAUUUCAGCCAAGAGCUGUGGAUGCAGGAGCUGCGGAUGCAGGAGCUGCAGGGUCUCACAGCUCGCUUUCCAUCAGCUACUCCUGCUGCUGGGGAUAAUACUUAUCUUUGAGACUUUGCCACAGUUCUUGACUCCCAGUUCUACUGAAUUCAGAACAGGGCAGGAACUUCUUACCUUCAGCUUUUCCAGCUGAACUCAGAACAGUGAUGUUGCUUAUUUCCUCCUACUCUAAGCACUGAAGUUAUUGUGUUAUUGAGAAGAAAAUGGCCCAUGUCAGGAGAACUUCCUCAAAUAGGCUUUUUUUUUUUUUCCCCAGAAUUUAGUUAUACAGAAAAUCCAUAUGUGAAGUUCUAAUUGAACAGAGGAGCUACAUGCUCUCUAAUGGACUUGAACAGUGCACUCAGUGGUUAAUGAAUCAGGUGCUCUGUGUGCUGAAAGUCACAGAGGAAGGUUCUUCCUUAAAUUAAUUUGUAAGAUCGUAUUUUAGAUCCUGGCUCAAUAGCAGACUAUGUUUAUUGAGGCCUAAUUUAAAAACAAAAAAUAUAGGCUGCUCUUUUGAAGUCUCUUCCAGAGACUCAGAAUACUGGGUGAGGUCCUGAGCCUGCAUUACUGGAUAGAUAUCAAAUACUUGGGAUACUGAUCUGUGAAGAACUAAGUCUGGCACUACAGGAGAGAUCCAAGCAGCAACUGUCUGCUUCAGGGGGUUGAUCUUGUGCUGGUAGAGUCAGUGGAAGACAUGUUGCUGGCUGAGGCUCAGUUCCUUAACAUAGAAACAGCUACUGUGAGGACAACAGGAUCCUGAACUUGGGUCCUGCCAAGAAAAUGAAGGUGAAAGUGAUGACCUGUAAGGCCUGGCUUUAUAAAACCUCAGAUUUCUCACAGGGAGAGUGUUGCUUGCUUGCUCUGCUCAACGGAAAAGGUGGCAUAAGACCUCUCUCUUUGCAUUGCCCAGUGUUUCUGUUGCCCUUCUGAGCUCUGCUAAACAUCUGCAGGACCAGCCCCACAGAUAACUCACCCAUGGAGGCAGGGAUGCUGCAGCCACGGCAGCACAGCACAGGAACCUGCAGUCACUACACACCAGAAGGCCAUCUCCACCCCAUUGCUCCUGCCUGCACAGGGACCCUGUGAGUGUCAGGGAAGGCAGGUGAGGCAAGAGGACCACGCUGUGGCAGCUGGACUCAGAUCCACAGGACAGUCAUCAUCAGCCUCCAGCAAUGUGGGAAGCAGGAGGAGGGAAACAGUUGUGUUUGUGCUGCAUGGUUUGUUCAAGCUUGAAUCCCAGGAAGCCACCUUUCUGCCGGAAAGGGAGAGCACAGCGCCCCAUGGGGCUCUUGCAGCUGGGAGAGAGCUCUGCCCCUCGCUCUGCCGGUCCAUGGCAACCACAGAAGCUGCAAGCCCUGCUUGCCAGGGCUCCCUGCUUCCUACUGACCAGAACAGUCUGGCAGCCUCCUCUCCUUUGGGCGAGGGGCAGCAGUCAGCCUGCCCUGUGGAGGAGCCCUGAACCAGCUCUGGCUGGGAUCAGACAAGAACCACAGGCUGCUGUGGUCUCCUGAGUGUCAUCAACAGCCUGGUCAGUGAGCUCCUUUUCCCCUUUCUGGCAGAAAGACUGCUCCCUUUGCCCCAUGUUAUGAUUUUGGUGGUGCCAGUGCCGCAUAGUGUGAAACAAGCUCUGUCACUGGUAUAUGCCUGUGCCUGCAUUAGUGUCUUCUCCUGUACGUCUCCAUGCAACUGUGUCUUGUCUGUUCCUUGUCGUCAUGCCGCCAUUUAUACGAUGUGUCCUAGAGUAGCACAAGGUAAUCACUUGUCCCCAGCAAUUGCUUGUGUGUGAUUGUCAAUCAUGUGCUCAAGCUGGUUGAGAAACAACAUAAAUACACUGAAUGGUAAGUUCAUGCAGCUUCUGUUUUCACAUGUAUGUUGUCAGGACUCCUAUCAGGAGCUGUUUAGAUGACAUAUGUCUCAUGGGGAAAGUAAAGUAUUUUUUCCUCUACAA